Messenger RNA from Coffea eugenioides, 5108 nucleotides. RefSeq names its product cleavage and polyadenylation specificity factor subunit 1. Gene Ontology annotation, cellular component: nucleus. NCBI's taxonomy places the organism in Eukaryota, Viridiplantae, Streptophyta, Magnoliopsida, Gentianales, Rubiaceae. The transcript has 26 exons. Gene Ontology annotation, molecular function: protein binding; nucleic acid binding. Bases 373 to 4734 code for a protein of 1453 amino acids. The record is from RefSeq and is a predicted model, not a curated record.
UUGAAUUCGUUCGUCUUUUUAAUUUUAACGAGUACUUGCCAUAUUUCCGACAUCCACCCGGACGUCAGUGGAAUGGACAUUCAUCACAAAGCAAUACUAUACCAUUGGCCAUUGGGGAUAAUUUCUUGAUUUUUAUUUCACGGCACUAAUUUCUUGAUUCCAUAGGCACCGCCCAAUGAAACGUUUAGGGCAAUUCAAUUCAUCCCGCCAACAUCGAACGGGAGGAUUUAUCGCUUAAACCCUAACAAAAAGUAGGAGCAGUAGAUUUCUCCAUUAUGUUCGAUUUUUCGUACUCGUAACUCGGUCUGACUCUCACUCUCAAUUCUCCUCUGAAAACCCUAACUGAAACCAAAGCUCAUAUAGCAACUCAAGAUGAGCUUCGCAGCGUGCAAGAUGAUGCACCCUCCCACCGGAAUCGACAACUGCGCCUCCGGCUUCAUUACUCACUCCGUCGCCGAUUUCACUCCAAAAUUCCCUCCAAUCCAAACCGACGAUCUGGACUCGGACUGGCCCUCUACUCCCAAGCCCAUUGGCCCCCUCCCCAAUCUCAUUCUCACUUCCGCUAAUGUUCUCGAGCUUUACACCCUUAGGCUUCUAGAGGAAGCUGCUUCCAGAGACUCCAAAACGCCCAUUGAAGCCCAACGGGGCGGCGUCCUCGCUGGUAUCUCUGGCGCUUCUCUAGAACUCGUCUGCCAUUACAGACUGCAUGGCAAUGUGGAGUCCAUGGGGAUUUUAUCAUCGGGAGGCAUUGAUGGUGGGAAGAGGAGGGAUUCAAUUAUCCUAACUUUCCAAGAUGCUAAGAUGUCAGUUUUGGAGUUUGAUGAUUCUAUUCACGGGCUACGCACAAGCUCACUGCACUGUUUCGAAGGUCCAGAUUGGCACCAUCUUAAAAGAGGUAGAGAAUCUUUUGCCAGAGGUCCAUUAGUGAAGGUUGAUCCGCAGGGAAGGUGUGCUGGAGUUCUUGUUUAUGGUCUACAAAUGGUCGUGCUCAAGGCUGCUGAGGCCACCUCUGGUUUAGUCAGUGAGGAUAAUGCUUCUAGUGCGGGAGGUGCAGUUUCUGCUCGCAUUGAGUCAUCAUAUAUAAUUAAUCUGAGAGAUCUGGAUAUGAAGCACAUAAAAGAUUUUAUAUUUAUCAAUGGUUACAUUGAGCCUGUGAUGGUUAUUCUUCAUGAACGGGAGCUUACUUGGGCAGGGCGCGUCUCCUGGAAACAUCACACUUGCAUGAUAUCAGCACUUAGUAUCAGCACAACAUUGAGGCAGCAUCCACUGAUUUGGUCGGCCACUAAUCUGCCUCAUGAUGCCUACAAGCUUCUUGCAGUGCCAUCUCCUAUUGGUGGAGUCCUUGUCCUCUGUGCUAAUACUGUUCACUAUCAUAGUCAGUCAACAUCAUGUGUACUUGCUUUGAACAACUAUGCUGUUCCUAUGGAUAGCAGUCAAGAGAUGCCAAGGUCCAAUUUUAUUGUGGAGCUUGAUGCUGCAAACGCAACCUGGUUAACGAAUGAUGUAGCUAUGCUGUCAGCAAAAACUGGGGAAUUGCUUUUACUUACACUAAUUCAUGACGGGAGAAUUGUUCAGAGAUUGGAGCUUUCAAAGUCAAGAGCUUCAGUGCUUACUUCAGGUCUCACAACCGUUGGAAGUUCAUUUGUAUUUCUAGGUAGUCGUUUAGGUGACAGUAUACUGGUACAGUUUACUUGUGGAGCCGGGGUGUCAGCGUUGCCCCUUGGUGCAAAGGAAGAGGUUGGAGAUAUUGAAGGUGAUCUCCCUUCAGCAAAGCGGCUCCGAAGGUCUUCGUCUGAUGCUUUGCAGGAUAUGGUGAAUGGUGAAGAACUUUCCUUGUAUGGUUCACAUCCGAACAAUGCACAGUCUGCCCAGAAGGCUUUUUCUUUUGCUGUGAGAGAUUCCCUAACGAAUGUUGGGCCGCUUAAGGACUUCUCUUAUGGUUUGAGAAUCAAUGCUGACCCAAAUGCUACUGGCAUUGCUAAGCAAAGUAAUUAUGAACUGGUUUGCUGCUCUGGUCAUGGCAAAAAUGGUGCUCUUUGUGUGCUUCAGAAGUCUAUCCGCCCAGAAAUGAUUACCCAUGAAUCAAUACCAGGUUGCAAGGGAGUUUGGACAGUAUACCACAAGAAUGCACGUAGUCAUGUGGUUGAUUCAUCAAAGGUCACAGCUGAUGACGAUGAAUAUCAUGCAUAUUUGAUUAUCAGUUUGGAGACUCGUACAAUGGUACUGCAGUCGGCUAAUAAUUUAGAGGAGGUUACCGAAAAUGUUGACUAUUAUACCCAAGGAUGUACUAUUGCUGCUGGAAAUUUGUUUGGAAGGCGUCUGGUCAUCCAAAUCUAUGCUUAUGGUGCUCGACUUCUUGAUGGUGGGUUUAUGGUUCAAGAACUGAACUUUAGGCCUCCGAAUUCUGAAAUUGGACCUAGUUCUGAAAGUCAAAAAGUGGCAUCUGUUUCUAUAGCUGAUCCAUAUGUAUUGCUGAGAAUGAUCGAUGGAAGUAUUUACCUUCUUCUUGGAGAUCCAUCCAGUUGCACGCUCACCACCACCAAUCCAGAAGUAUUUGAAAGCUCAAAGAAUCUAAUAACUGCUUGCACACUCUAUCAUGACAAAGGCCCAGAGCCAUGGCUGCGGAAGACGAGUACUGAUGCUUGGCUUUCUACAGGCAUUGGGGAGGCAAUUGAUGGGUCUGAUGGUGCCUCCCAUGAUCUGGGGGACGUAUACUGUAUUGUUUGCUAUCAAAGUGGUGGGCUUGAGAUAUUUGAUGUGCCUAAUUUUACUUGUGUAUUUUCUGUGGAAAAUUGUGCAUCCGGGAAAGCAAUCCUCAUGGACACAUUUUCUCCCCACCCAGCCAAAAGUAAUCAGGAAGUUGUGCAAAUGAUUGAGGAUGUGAAUGCACAAGAAAGGAAAGACAAUAGUCAGAAAAUAGGGGUUGUGGAAUUGGCCAUGCAUAGGUGGGCUGGGCAACAUAGCCGCCCUUUUCUUUUUGGAAUAUUGUCAGAUGGAACAAUUCUUUGCUACCAUGCGUUUGUUUUUGAGAAUUCAGAUACCGGAAGUAGAGAUGAGAAACCUGUUAUUUCCCAGAACUCUGGUAAUCUUAGCAGUAUGAAUGGUUCUAGGCUUAGAAAUUUGAGAUUCAUCCGCAUCUCAUUGGACACUUAUGCUAGGGACGAGAUACCAUCUGGAACCCCAUCUAAACGUUUGACCAUUUUCAAGAAUGUUGGUGGAUUCCAAGGUUUGUUUCUCUCUGGGUCCAGACCCACUUGGUUCAUGAUGUUCAGGGAACGGCUUAGGAUACAUCCACAGCUUUGUGAUGGACCUAUUGCUGCUUUCACUGUUCUUCACAAUGUGAACUGCAAUCAUGGGUUUAUAUACGUUACCUCUCAGGGUACACUGAAGAUUUGUCAACUUCCAUCCUCCUUACUAUAUGACAAUUAUUGGCCAGUACAAAAGACAACUUUGAAGGGGACUCCUCAUCAGGUCACUUAUUUUGCUGAGAAGAAUUUGUAUCCCCUUAUAGUAUCAUAUUCAGUCCUUAAGCCGCUAAACCAAGUUCUUUCAUCUCUUGUUGAUCAAGAAGUUGGUCACCAGCUUGAGAAUGAGACUAUGAAUUUUGAAGGGAUGUAUCCUGUAGAAGAAUUUGAGAUCCGCAUUAUGGAACCAAAAAAUUCCGGGCCUUGGCAAACAAGAGCUACAAUACCAAUGCAAAGUUCUGAAAAUGCUCUGACUGUACGAGCGGUUACUUUGUUUAAUUGCACAACAAGAGAAAAUGAAACUCUUUUGGCAGUUGGAACUGCUUAUGUACAAGGAGAGGAUGUUGCAGCAAGAGGGCGUAUUCUCUUGUUUUCAAUUGAAAGAAAUGCUGACAAUUCUCAAAUUUUAGUUUCAGAAGUUUACGCCAAAGAAUUGAAAGGCGCCAUAUCUGCUCUAGCAUCUCUCCAAGGUCAUUUGCUGAUAGCAUCUGGUCCUAAGAUUAUUUUACACGAGUGGACGGGUUCUGAAUUAAAUGGUGUUGCCUUCUACGAUGUUCCUCCUCUUUAUGUUGUGAGCUUAAAUAUUGUUAAGAAUUUUAUUCUUCUUGGAGACAUUCACAAAAGCAUUUACUUUUUGAGUUGGAAGGAGCAAGGAUCUCAGCUUAAUCUAUUGGCUAAGGACUUUGGUUCUCUUGAUUGUCUGGCAACAGAAUUUUUAAUUGAUGGAAAUACACUGAGUCUUAUGGUUUCAGAUGACCAAAAGAAUGUUCAGGUCUUUUCUUAUUCUCCCAAGUUGUCAGAGAGUUGGAAAGGGCAGAAGCUUUUGUCCAGGGCUGAGUUUCAUAUUGGUGCUCAUGUCACUAAGUUUUUGCGAUUGCAUCUGCUUCCAACAUCCCCUGAUCGAACUAAUACUCCUGGGUCUGAUAAGACAAAUCGUUUUGGUCUACUUUUUGGUACCCUAGAUGGGAGCAUUGGCUGUAUUGCACCUCUUGAUGAACUAACAUUUCGGAGGCUCCAGUCACUGCAGAAAAAGCUUGUAGAUGCUGUUUCUCAUGUUGCUGGUUUGAACCCAAGAUCUUUUCGGCAAUUCCGCUCUAAUGGAAGGGCUCAUAGACCUGGUCCUGAUAGUAUAGUCGACUGUGAGCUGCUUUGCCAUUAUGAAAUGCUUCCCUUGGAAGAGCAGCUUGAAAUUGCUCACCAGAUUGGAACCACUCGUAUGCAGAUCAUAUCCAACUUAAAUGAACUCACUCUGGGGACCAGCUUCUUAUGAGCAGGCCUGUUGAAUAUUUUGCCUACAGUGAGCAAGGAAUAGCAGAAGUUGCAGAGCCAUCUGUGUCAUGCUAUUCUGCUGUCAUGGGCUGCAAAAGGACCUUCGACUUGGAAGUUUUGUGCAUAUUGGCCAUUGCUUGUAUCUGUAGUGUUAACGUCAUCCUUCAUCCGUGUUGUACAGUUAUUGAUAAUGUAGUUGCAUCUUUGCUGUAGUUGGACAGCUUCAUCUUAUUUAUAAUGUAGUUGCUUCUUUGGAGUAUGUUUUCACUUUGCUGAGAAAAAUUUCUGGAACGUCUGCCUAACUUUUGAUGUUGUGGUGGGACUUUGUGGGAGUUCGGCUUAGCAAGUCCAACUGAAUGAUUCUGUGAUGUCCAA